ACAACUAUGUACUGACAUUUACUAUAAAGUUAUGGUCAGACAUUUACCAAUAAAAUAUAGUUGGCAUGGUUAAAUUAUAUUUAGGUACAACAAAAAUAAAUGGUUAAAUAAGCUAAAACUUAUAGUUAAUAUUAUUUAGAUCUAUUACUAAUAAUACUAGUUGAAGUAACUAAAACUGGUGUCUGCAUAUGUCGAGAGCUAAACGAUUAGGUAUUGUUACUAUAUUAUUCAGUUGGGAUAAUUAUAAAAUUAAGUUUUAUUAUUUUUGUCAUACUAUUUUUAGAUGCAUAAGUAAAUACAUACAACAUUUCACGUGUGUCCAUUGUCCUAACAUCCGUACGUCGCGCAUUGUCCGUUUAUAUAAAAAUUACCCAUAACAUCACUGUUGUUAUUUUCAUUCACUCAUCACUGCAAUAAUUUCCAGUUUCCACUGCACUUUUGAAUUUACUUGUGUCGUGAUGUACUAAAUAGUAAAUACUAAUGUGUAUACAUAAGUAAUAGAUGUUUGACCGUUCUUUUGUACCUAACUAUUUUUUUAUAUCGUGCUUGUACACGGUACAGUCAGAAUUAUAAUCGUAUAUUCUUAUACCUUCCACCUGACUUCCGUCGUCGUCGUCUGCGUAUAAUUAUUGUUGAUCGACUUCUUUUGCAAUGGAUGAAUUUACUGUUGGUGUGCUGAUUGAAUGGGGAUUUGAGGAACUCAUCGAUACGUUUAAAGAUGAAGAAAUCGGUAAAGAUGACUUUUUGUCAUUAACGGAACUAAUGGUAAAAGAAUUAAUACCAAAGAUGGGUAAACGUUCAUCAUUUUAUAGUAAACUAACUAGGCUAAAAGAAAUUCAAAUUGAGAUUGAUUUCCAGACUUUGUAUCCUGGAAAAGAUAAACUCCUAUUUCAUAAGUUUGAUGUAUUUAAAGUGAAGUUAAUCAAGUAUAUUGAUAAACUAAACAAACGUUUUUCAUUACAAGACGAGUCUACUUUACUUUCCGAACUUAAAACCCCGUCAAGGCUUGGUAAUGAUAACAUAUCUGUUCUUAAACUUUUGCCUCAACUUUUUCAACCAUUAACAAUCAAGUUGGACAAAAAGCGUAAACGAGACGGUAAACAUUCAAUUUGGAGACCAUCAAAGGCUGAACAGGCAGAUUCUUUUGUUUUAUUUAUACCUGAUGUCGCAGAAUUAAGAAAUGUUCAUGCCCAAAAAAUAGAGAAGGCAGUUCAAUAUGGUACAACAUUACAAUCAUAUAUAAUAAUUGUUGACAACACUGACAUUUAUGCUGUGAUCAACAGCAUAUAUUACAAGUUGGAAACACCGUUAAAAGCGUUAGAUGUUUGUUACAAAUCAUAUUUUGCUCUGAAUUUAAACUAUCCUCAAGAAAGUGAACAAAUUUGGUUGUUUAUCCAAAACUAUUUCUUUGAUACAACACUCAAGUCCGAUAAACAUGUUUUAUUUGUUAAAACAUUUAUCAACGAUUUAAAAAACAUGUAAACUGUCACUAGGUAGUAAAUGCCCACUUGUAUUAAUAUACCUACCUAAUAUAAAGUAAUAUAAUACAUAAGUUUUCAAUGUUAUAAAAUAUAAACUUUAUUUAGCUAUAUAUUGCAUAACAUAUGAUAAUUAUUAUAUUCAUAUUUUCCAUUUACUAUUAAAUAUACAUAAGUUUCAUUUGA
Messenger RNA from Metopolophium dirhodum (rose-grain aphid), 1664 nucleotides. RefSeq lists its product as uncharacterized. The transcript is spliced from 5 exons. Bases 652 to 1482 code for a protein of 276 amino acids. The record is from RefSeq and is a predicted model, not a curated record. NCBI's taxonomy places the organism in Eukaryota, Metazoa, Arthropoda, Insecta, Hemiptera, Aphididae.